CGGCUGGAUAUUCUGUAGGGAUGACAUACAAUAUCGAUUUGAUUAGUUUUACCUUGGGGAAAAAAUUACUUGGAAGGGGAAGAAUAUACGUUGUCCGGCGAGCAACCGGCGGCCGGGGAAAUGGAUACCUUCAGAGGUUUGUUUUCUGCAUAUAAGGUUUCCUUUCAGUGGAGGGAAUGUGUAACGUGCAUGCCACGCCACGCACUGGGAUCGGAAGAUUGUAACGGUAAACAAAGACAAAAUCAACUUUGCUUGGCAAAGAAAGACAAAGCAAGCAGCUUCAUUCAAUUCUAAUGUGUAUAUGUACAAAUAGCACCUCCUGGAUCUGCCUUCAAAUUAUCGGAAUCAUUUGAUCUCUUGUUCCUCCAUAUCGGUAGCCUUCAGGUAGUACUUGCUGAUCUGAUUUCUUCCACGUAUGUAUGCAUGUUAUUUAUUUCGCAUAUUAAUUCAAUGAUUUGAUUUCUGAGUACACAACAAUUACGUAAUAACUACUGUGUAACUGAUUGAUGAACGGAAUUAGUUGUAAAGUUGAUGAGAUUUCGAUAAUAUCUGAUAAUAUGUGCAUGUAACAUCGAUUAAUGUUGGUAUAAUCUGGUUGGAAUAAUGUAUUUUCCAGAACAAACUGAUCAAACAAACAAACAAAAAAAUGGUGGGAACGAUAUACAGCCUCAACUCCGACAACAGGAGCCACUUCAUCUUCCUCAGCAUCUUCACCCUCUCCAACAACGACAUCUACGUGGAUCACCUAGAGAACAACAAGUGGAUUCCCGUCGCCGGCAUCGGGGAAUCCCUAACCUUGAAGGAGCUGGAAGUCAACGGCACCGUCCUCCGCGGCGACGCCCUGGCCCGACUCCUAGCCGACCUGAGGCCCAGGAACGACAAAACCGACUACAACCUCCGCGUCAACUGCGACGGCGCGUGCUACAUCCACAACGGCAAGGCUCAGGACUUCGACGGGACCAAGCUCAGCAGUAGCGUCGUCUUCGACUGGUCCAAGUACGGGGUUAGGACCGCCGUGCAAGACGAGCUCGAGGACAGACUGCAAAUCAAGGAGGUCGUUAACAGGCAACUUCUCGAUCAGGUGAAAAACCUAGAAGAGGAGUUGGUGAAAUGCAAAACGGUUGUAGAAGAGAAAAAUGUUGACUUGGAGUCAACGAGGCUGCAAUCUGAGCGGGCAAAUAAGGAGAUCGGCUUGAUCUCGGGGGAGUUGGAGAAGAAGAAAAUGGAGGGAGAUCAUCAUGAGAAGGUGAUGGAAGCCAUGGACAAGGAGGUGAGAGGGUGGAAGUUACAGGUGAGAGAUAGAGAGGAGGAGCUAGGGUUUUGCACAAGGCGUUUGGAGAGAGUGGAGAAGGUUGUGGUGGAGAUGGAGGGUAUGUUGGAAGAGAAGGAAAGAGUUAUUAGGAUGGUGAAGUUGGAAGUGAAGGAGGUUAGGGAAGAGCUAGGGUUUUAUAAGAGGGUGCUGGAGAAGAAGUGCAGGGCGAUCGAGGAGCUGGAAGACGAGGUGGAGGUGAAGAGGAAGGAGGCGAGGAGGUUGGAGUCGAGGUUGGGUGAUAAGGAGGAAGAGGUUGGAGCGGUGAAGAGGCUGUUGAAGGAGAAGAAGGAGGUGGAGGAAGGUGAGAAGGGUAAGGAAAUAGAGUGGUGUAGGUUUCAGCUGAAGGUUAAGGAGGAAGAGCUUUGUGUUUGUAAGAAUUUGUUGGAGUGGAAGGAUAAGGUGUUGGAGAUGAAGGAUAGGGUUUUGGAGGAGAUGGAAGUUGGGAGGGAUGUUGUGGAACUCGAAUUGUAAUUCGUUUGUGAAAUUCAUAUCAAAAGGGUAAAAAUAAAUGAAUCAAACUCAAUUCGAUUUGUACUUUUGGUUAUCAAUUGUAAAAUACGAUUGAGUUUUAUGUGUUUAUUAACGUGUUUCAAAUGUUUUCAAAAGCACCCGUUCCAACGGUUCUGUAUGUCUGUGAACACCAUAAUCGGAUUGCUAUUAAGAUGAGAUAAACUAAUAGAUUCUUACAAAGAUGCAUUGCCCCAAGUCUCACUCAUUCCCACUUUGAAUGUAUAAACUGUGAAGAACGAAUCGGAGUAAUUGACAAUACUAGAGAGACAAUGAUAGCAAGAAAAAAAAAAGAACACAGAUUCAUAUGGUUCAAUAACACACUAUGUGUUAGUAAGUCCACGAGCAGAAAAGAGUUAUUUUCACUAUACUUGAGGAGAUUAUAGAUUACAGGAGGAUUGAGAAAUACAUAUUGUACUUCUCCAAUUAGUCUAACACUAAUCCAAUCCGAUAAAGAAUAUGGUUACAG
This is a messenger RNA of Linum trigynum, 2288 nucleotides long. Lineage: Eukaryota; Viridiplantae; Streptophyta; Magnoliopsida; Malpighiales; Linaceae. The record is from the annotation of a GenBank genome assembly.